AUGAACAAUACACUGCUACGCUCCUUAGGGGGCUUGAGGUCAUCUGUCACGAGGCUUGCAGCACCGGCUACGUCCACGCUGGCUCCCGCCGCCAGCAGGUUCCAGUUACAACACGCAAACUGGUUCAACACGUCGGCACCCGUCGCCGAACAGUCCUCGUUGGCAAAGGCGCAUCAGUCCGAACCAUCAAACGUAUCCGGCAGCGCGUCUUCAUUAGCGUCGAAACCACAAACGGCUACCGACCCAUCAGCCACCCCUCAGACAGCACCCUCCUCCGUCCCAGACCUCCUGCCGCUCCUCGCCGCCCAGCCCAAGCACUACAUAACGGUCCACAUCCACGGGAAGCCGUACCUCGUGACCCCGGGCGAUUCUGUACGCCUGCCCUUCAAGAUGCCCGGCGUUCUUCCCGGCGACACGCUCCGCCUGGACCGCGCAACCACCAUCGGCUCGCGCGACUUCACCCUGCAGGGCAAGCCCUACGUCAGCACCGACCUGUUCAGGUGCCGCGCCGUCGUCAUUGGCACCGACUCGGAACCCAUCCGCCUUAAGGUUGUCAAGAAGCGGAGAACUAGACGUGCUAAGACCAUCAAGAGCAAGCACUUCUACACCACCAUCCGCAUCUCUGAGCUCAAGAUUCUGCUGCCCGAAGAGCCUGCCGCGAAGCCCGUUUCUGCUCCCGGAUACAGCAACACGGGCAUUGUCUGGUCCUGA
This is a messenger RNA of Pyricularia pennisetigena, 711 nucleotides long. RefSeq lists its product as uncharacterized. Bases 1 to 711 code for a protein of 236 amino acids. Gene Ontology annotation, cellular component: mitochondrial large ribosomal subunit; ribosome. Gene Ontology annotation, molecular function: structural constituent of ribosome. Lineage: Eukaryota; Fungi; Ascomycota; Sordariomycetes; Magnaporthales; Pyriculariaceae. The transcript has a single exon. The record is from RefSeq and is a predicted model, not a curated record.